Molecule: messenger RNA, 3781 nt
Organism: Thunnus maccoyii (southern bluefin tuna)
Lineage: Eukaryota; Metazoa; Chordata; Actinopteri; Scombriformes; Scombridae
Gene: dqx1
Product: DEAQ box RNA-dependent ATPase 1
Exons: 12
Coding region: 481-2937 (818 amino acids)
Cellular component (GO): intracellular anatomical structure; spliceosomal complex
Molecular function (GO): RNA binding
Source: RefSeq, a predicted model, not a curated record
UAUGUUCGUAGACAUGGUCAGAGUGCGCCUCGUGUUCGUUGGGAGAACAUCUGUCCAACCAUUGACGAAGGACUCCAAACUACAUUGUGUGUUUUUCCGAGGAUCCUUGAAGGCAGCACGAGGUUUGACAGCUAGACAGCCAAAACAUGGCGGCUGCUAGCUAGAGCACCCAGUCGACGGGACACCUUUAUCUUCUAUUAUCAUUGUCAGCAGUCAGGGAAUAAACCUGGGCCGGUAAGGAUUCACGGACAAAGACUGUAAACGGCUGCGGAGAAUUUUUUUUUAUUUGCCUUUUCAGUUCUCCGGUAUGUAAAUGCGGUUUGUGAGCCACGGCAGACGGCGGCAGACAGGAGAAAGCUGACGGACUGUGUAUACCUGGUUUCCUCACCUACUCUGGCGAUAUGCUGCACAGGUAAACACAAGCUUCUCUGUGAACCAGCCCCCUCCCUCACUCCUUCCUCAUCCCCGACCCCCUUGCUGAUGAUGUCAUCACCACCGGCGAAGCCCUCCGUCACCUCCCCCUCCCCCGGGUCCCGGCUGCGGCCCUCCGAGGCCCUGGACGCUCUGUCCGUGUCUUCCCUCCUGUCUGGGGAUUUAGACGACGACGGGGACGGAGGAAGAGGAGGGGAUGAGGAAGGGCUGGGAGACCUAGAAGUGAACCCGUAUGACGGUUUACCCUUCUCUUCGCGCUACUACGCCCUGCUGGAAGAGAGGCGGCAGUUUCCCAUAUGGAGGCUCAGACAGAGUGUACUGGAGAAGCUUGAGAGCCACAACAUGGUGCUGCUCAGUGCACCCAGUGGAGCUGGAAAAAGCACCCAGGUGCCACAGUGGUGUGUGGAGUACGCUUUGUCCUAUGAAUUUUCUCAGGGACUGGUGUGCUGUUCUCAGCCGUAUUCGGUGGCAGCAGUGAGUCUGGCUCUUCGUGUGGCUGAUGAGAUGGACCUCAGUCUGGGUCUGGAGGUGGGCUACAGGGUGUCUCAUGAUGACGGCUGUACACCCGACACCUUGCUCAGGUUUGUCAGUGACACUCUCCUGCUGGAGGAAAUGAUGUCAGACCCACUACUUCACCAGUAUAGCGUGGUGGUCUUGGACGAGCUCCAGGAGCGCACCGUGCCCACCGACGUGCUGCUGGGUCUGCUGUGCGAUGUCUGCCGCCAGAGACCAGACAACUUCCGGGUGGUUCUCCUCACCCAUCCGACGCUGGCGCAACGUCUCGCCACCUUCCUGGGACCCUCUGUCCCUCACCUCUCCCUGGACAGCCUGCUCUCUGACCCCCCUACCAGAAGCCAGGAAGAGGGGGGUGAGGUAGACGAGGACAGCAAGGCUGUGGAGGUGAACAGGGUGGAGACACUGUACCGGGAGCCUUCUUCUGGGAAGGAACCUAUGGCUGCUGCCUGUCACUUGGUGUUGGAUCUGCACCGAAGGGGAGAGGAAGGAGAUGUGAUGGUGUUUCUGGCCAGUGCACAGGAAAUAGAAGAGUGUGUGUCUCUGCUGGAGAAGGAGUGUGUAGCUCUGAGUCCUCAACUGGGUCCCCUCAGGAUCCUCCCCCUCCACGCUGGCCUGGGUGAGCUGACCCAGAGGGUGUACGGGUCUGACCCCGAAGCUUCUACGCUGAGGGAGAACGACAGCUCUGAGGGCAUGGACGGCUCGGUGCUGGGAGCCGGAGGCCCGGGGGUCAAGAGGAAGGUUAUCCUCACAGAUGCCCUCGCAGAGGCUUCCUUCUCCCUGCCAGCCAUCCGCUAUGUCAUAGACACAGGCCUUCAGCUCAAAACUGUUUACAAUCCUCAAAUAAGAGCAAACUCACAGGUCUUGAGGACCAUCAGCAAACACCAGGCUGACAUGCGAACUCAAAGAGUGAACAGCCACCUUCCAGGGCUGUCUCUGCGUCUUUACCCCCAGUCUCUGUAUGACGAUGGGAUGGGGGAGGCCCACUGUCCAGGGGUGGUGGAGGAAAAUCUCAGCCACUUGGUGUUGUUGCUCAAGAGGCUUGAUAUUGCCGACAUGGGACAGUGCAAGUUCCUGGACAGACCAGCCCCUGAGGCUCUAAUGCAGGCCUUGGAGGACCUGGACUAUCUGGCGGCACUGGAUGAUGACGGUAACCUGUCGGAGGUGGGCAUCAUAAUGUCGGAGCUGCCGCUGGAGCCGCCUCUAGCUAAAGCCCUGAUCGCUGCCUGCGAGUAUGACUGUGUGGAUGAGUUGCUCACGAUAGCUGCCAUGCUCACAGCUCCUUCCUGCUUCGUGACGGCAGAGCCCAGCAGAGAGGAGGCUGCUGUCACUCACUGGCGACCUCUAAUGCACACAGAGGGAGACCACAUGACUCUCAUUAAUAUUUAUAAAGCCUUCAUAGAACAUAAUCAGGACGAGGCAUGGUGCACGACAAACUUCCUCAGCCACGCCGCCUUACGAUUGGCUGUGGUGAUCAGGGCCGAGCUGCUGGAGGUGAUGCAGCGAAUAGAGCUUCCUGUUUCGCCUCCCGCUUUUGGAUGCCAAGACAACUGCACGAAUAUCAAGCGUGCUCUCAUCUCAGGCUUCUUCCUCAAAGUGGCUCAUGAUGUGGACGGUUCGGGUAACUACCUCCUGCUAACUCACCGCCAUGUGGCUCACCUGCAUCCCUUCUCUUCCUACCUGUGUCGCCAGCCCCGUCCCGACCCCCCCAGCUGGGUCCUCUACCAUGAAUUCACCAUCUCCCGCGAUAACUGCAUCCGCAUCGCUUCCGAUGUCCACCCUCAGAUGCUGGUGGAGCUGGCCCCUCAGUACUACCUGGGAAACCUGCCAUCGAGUGACGGCAAAGAGCUGCUGAUGGAGCUGAGGCAGAGUCUGGAGCCUCACACGUACGAGCAGGACGGAGUGUCAGACACGCACAGCCGGACUCACAGAGACGGAGACGCUGAUGGGACUCACAAUCAGUCCAGCACUGAGCUCUGUGUCGUCCAGUGAGACGAGACAAAAGAGGAGACGGAGCCUCUCAGGAGAAGACACUAAACACACAGCUGUCACUUUAUUGCUUGAUCUGAGAUUUGGUACUUUAUAUGAACUUCUCUGUGAAAUCUCAUCUGAAGUUGAAUCAUUUUGAUGUAUGAUUUAAAAUGGACUUUUAUUGAUAGUUGAUACUAUAAAACACUAUUGUACAGUAAUAUAAAUAUUCAAACCUCUUCAUUUUCUCCAUAUUUGGUUGUGCUAUUGACUUAUUUAUAAAUUUAUUUAAAUUUCAACUACUUUUCAAUGUUUUAUUACAUUACUUUUUAUUUUAAAUGAGGGAUUUCUGUGUUUCUGUUUGAGUAAUUCUACAAAAAAAAUGUCUAAAAAUCAUCACUUUGUCAUUCUGGGGUGUUUCACUGAUGGCAAAAAAAAAUGAUUUUAAAUUGUCUGUAACAUAAGAAAAGUGGGGAAAAGAAUGGAGAUAUUAAACUGAAUCUUUUGAGGUGUAUUUUUUUGUAAAAAGCAUUUGAGCAAAAAGCAAUACACACUACUUCAACGAGCUGAGACACUGUUAUCGGAUGACCUCUGACAUCUAUGCAGAUUCACAGACUGAUAGACUGAUGGCUUCUCAGGGCUCACUGUGAUCUGUGAUGACACGAUGUAGCAGUGAUGCACAGAGCUUCUAUUUUCCUCUUUUUUAUACUGUUUGUAUAAUGUUUGAGUUUCCUGCUUAGAUCUUCGUUCUGCUUUUUUCUGUCCGACUUAGUGUCAAUAAUGAAAAAUCUUUGUGUUAAGUGGAUUCUUACGUCCUAUUCUCUGUCAGUAUAAUGAGAUUCAAAUAAAAGUGUGGAUUUUCAUGUUU